Molecule: messenger RNA, 483 nt
Organism: Melospiza georgiana
Lineage: Eukaryota; Metazoa; Chordata; Aves; Passeriformes; Passerellidae
Product: feather beta keratin-like
Exons: 2
Coding region: 1-483 (160 amino acids)
Cellular component (GO): intermediate filament
Molecular function (GO): structural constituent of cytoskeleton
Source: RefSeq, a predicted model, not a curated record
AUGCCCCAAAGCCAUGGGACAAGGCUGUCCCACCCCUCCAGAACCAGAAUAAAAGCCAGCCCAGAGCCUCUCUCCCUCACACACUCCUCCUCAAGCCUUCUCCUCCUGCUCCUGCCUACAACCAGCCCGGCCUCACCCUCCUCUCUUCCAGGCACCCUCCACACCACACCCAUGGCCUGCUACAAUCGCUGCAGUCCCUGCGGACCCACCCCGCUGGCCAACAGCUGCAACGAGCCCUGUGCCCUGCAAUGCCAGGAUUCCCGCGUCAUCAUCAACCCUUCCCCUGUGAUGGUCACCCUGCCAGGACCCAUCAUGACCUCCUUCCCCCAGAGCACCGCCGUCGGAUCCACCUCCUCCGCUGCUCUGGGCACUGAGCUCAAUGCCCAGGGACAGUCCAUCUCUGGCGGAUUUGGCUUUGGCCUUGGCUAUGGCCUGGGAGGUCUGGGCUGCUAUGGCAGAAGGGGCUAUGGCUCCAUCUCCUAA